Messenger RNA from Monopterus albus (swamp eel), 2600 nucleotides. RefSeq names its product neural cell adhesion molecule 1-A-like. Gene Ontology annotation, cellular component: cell surface; neuronal cell body; axon. Gene Ontology annotation, biological process: heterotypic cell-cell adhesion; negative regulation of neuroinflammatory response. The transcript has 8 exons. The record is from RefSeq and is a predicted model, not a curated record. Gene Ontology annotation, molecular function: cell-cell adhesion mediator activity. Lineage: Eukaryota; Metazoa; Chordata; Actinopteri; Synbranchiformes; Synbranchidae. Bases 495 to 1607 code for a protein of 370 amino acids.
UUCAUUAACAUUUGGAAAAUGUUUUGCCUUUUCGAGCCACAUUUGUUGUGAUAAGAAAACGUGAUCCAAUCUUCACCUUGUGCAUAAUGAUGUGAUUUAUUCAGAACAAUCUGUUGUGAGUUUCAGCAGCAGUCCACUGGAGGUCCCUGUUUCCUCAGGCGUCAUGUCUGAGGAGGAGCUGAGGCGGAUUAAGAGACCAGGAGUUGAAAUGAGGCAGCAGGAACUCAACACUGGUCUGUCGGAGUUUGGUGUAUGAGCCAUGGAUUAUUCUGUUUCAGUUUCACAUUACCUGUAGCACAGGGAGCAUCUCAGACUGGGAACAAGCUUUGUCUUUCCAGGGUUCUCCCCUGUCAGCGGCAGACGUGUACCAGAAAGAUGCAGCUGCAGCUGUGCUGACCAGCAGCAGCUCAACAAGUCAGAGUGUGGGGCAGCUGGCAGAGUCUGAAUGUAAUACUGGGUCAGCGAGCCAGUUGGUGAGCCUACUUCGGUGUGCGAUGUAUGGGCCUGCCCUCCCCCUGUGUCUGCUGCUCUGGAUUGUCGGAGCAGCUGCUUCCACAAUACAAAGUGGGGUUUCAGCUCCUGCCAGGCUAAUAGCAGAGGCAGGUCGCCCCAUCAUGCUUGGCUGCAAUGUCUCCACGGCAACAGGUGACAUCGUCCGGCAAGUCCGCUGGCUCAGAGAUGGCAAGGUCCUCCUAUCAUACGAACACAGCGUGCCAGUUCACAUCACCCAUCAGGAACCCAGCGUGCAGCUCACUGCCCAUGCCAAUGAUGCCAGCUACAUCACCAUCAAGAGGGUGCGGCCUGACGACGUGGGCUGCUACAACUGCAUCUUUGAUGUUUUCCCCAGGGGCCAGCAAAAAGGCCAGACGUGCAUCGACGUCACUGGUAAAGUGCGCCAGGAGGGCAACAAGACGGCCAUCAGCGGGAAGCCAGCCACACUGUCUUGCUGGUACAACCUCCCUGAGAGGGUGAAGCAGGUGCUGUGGAGGAAGACUGCCGAGCAGGGCGACACCACCACUGUGGCCUCCUAUGUCAAGCAAGGCCACCACAAUGUAGAGGAGCAGUUCAGGGGUCGGGUUAGCCUGAGCCAAACUCUGGAUCACACCCAGCUGACCAUCCAGUCAGUCAGCACGGAGGACGAGGCCUGCUACACCUGUGAAUUCCACACAUACCCAGAUGGCAGUAAAAGAGCCACAACCUGCCUCUCUGUCUAUGUUUUACCCAAACCAGAGGUGAGCCAUGUGACCUCGCCUUCAGGAGUCACUGAGGCCAAUUGCACCGCCCAGUCCCGUCCUGCAGCAGACAUCAGGUGGAAUGUUGGUGGCGACAAUCGAACCCUCGGGCCACCCAUUUCAUCAGCCUACGAUCAGGGCGAUGGCACAACAAUAGUGAUGAGCACGCUGCUCUUCCAGGCAGGACUGCUCAGUGACGUGUCUGUCAAGUGCAUCGUGCACCACAAGGGUCUGGAGAAACCCCUGUCAGUGUCGCUCAACACAAACGUGGGUCCAGCCAUGGUUAUCCUGCUCUCAGUGUGUGGUGUGGCAGCGGUCCUCCUCCUGUGUCUGUGUGUGUGUCUCUGCAAGUGUUUCCUCUGCACUGAUGACUGAUUUAGAGCCCAGUGUCACCAUCGCGUUGAUGAAGCUCCAGCUAGCUGCUCAGCACCGUGCCCUUCAGCUCAGUGUGCAGAUGGAAGGGAACAGAGCUACUGGUUCUGCUUCCAUGAGCUGGGAAGGUCCUGUUAGUGUAAACAAAUGCAUCUACUACAAAGUAAAUAAAAGUAAAACCACAUCAUCUAAUGCUAGUUAGUACAGUUACAGUAGAAAAGUACCUUUGAUUAUUGACGAGUCUUGGGGUUGAAUCAAUAUAUCUGGUGCCAUCAUGGAGCUGCAGCGAAACUCUACCUUAAGAUUGUUGCAGUGUGUGUGUGAGAUCAGGUCACUGAUGCUGACCAGUGUAAUAAGUUAUAUUUUUCUGUUUUCUUUCAAAAUUAACUAAACUCUUAAUUCUUUCAAAUAACAUUAGAUUAGGUAGGCAACAGUUGAACUUGAUUAGGUAUCCUAACAGUAGCUAUAAAAGAGUUUAAUGGUCCAGAACUUAGCCAAUUAUCAUCAGCGUGAUGCGUGUGGACCACACAGGUGUCAUCAGUCAUAAACUGAAAGUUUGCUCAGUUCUCACUGGUGCACAGACGUACGCGAUGUCACCUUUUCCCUGCUGAGUCUCACACACUUCAGUCUAGUGAGAAGAACACAGACACAAAAAUCCCUCAACAGAAAUAAAACUGCUCUAACUUUGGCAGAAACCUUUGUUUUCAUGUAAUAAGAUGACAAGGAAUAGGAUUUUAGUGUGGCUAGAAGUGCAUACAUUGUUGUUCUGUGGACCUACAUAAUGGCCACCACAAGUUGUUGUCACCUAAAAUCCUAAAGGGUGCUGUGCCAGUUAUGAACUCGACCUGGAAAUUACAUGAACUCAAAGAGAAGCACACAAAUGGAACGUAAAAUCAAACUUGUAGUGAACAAUGAGUGACUCAGACUGAGAUUGUUUGAGUGGGAAAUAAUGAGAGGCUGGUUAUUUAUGGCUGCUGUGCUGUGCCAGACAGUGCG